GCGUGGAGAGGGAGAGGCGGGCGAGAAGAUAUAACAAGAGCGUCUGUCGAUGUGCGGCACUAUUUUCACUUGCAAACAUUUAGAAAGUGGCGCAAGGCUUCCAUUUAUUAUAGAGUCGCUGUUAACUUCAUACUCUUCAUAUUUUUCAUUUUAAUUCAGGAGCAAACCCGAAGAGUCACCAUCAAAUAACUCGCCUUUAAUUAUAAUUUCUGCGGACUGAGAGUUUGCUUACACUCCGCAGCCUGGUGGUGGUGGUGGUGUGAGUGUGCGUGGAGAUUUUGGAGCCGGAACGUGGAGUUGUCCAAUGCAAAAGUACAUGUAUGAAAAAGCCAUGGCCCAAGAGACAAGGAACGGUGGAACCUCCACGUUAAACAACAAUGGUGUUGACAACAGCAAGAGGAAGCUCCUUAUAGCACUGGACAUCUUCUGUCUUCUCCUUGCAAUGCUGCCCAGCCUGGUUCUGCAUCGUACUUCUAUUCGUCCAUACCAGAGGGGUUUUUACUGCGGUGACUCCAGUCUGAAGUACCCCUACAAGAACAGCACCGUGCCCUCCUCGGUGCUCACUUCGGUCGGGUUGACACUGCCCACGGUGUCCAUUGUGAUCGGAGAGUCCUACAGGAUUCACCAGCUGCACGAGGGGACUAAGUCCUUUGUGGGGAAUCCUUAUGUGGCAGCCUUCUACAAACAGAUAGGUGUGUUUAUCUUUGGCUGCGCCAUCAGCCAGUCCUUCACGGACAUCGCCAAGGUGUCGGUAGGUCGGAUGAGACCACACUUCCUGGACGUGUGCAAACCGGAUUUCUCCGCCAUCAACUGCUCACUGGGCUAUGUCACAGAGUACACCUGCAGCGGGAAGGACAGCGACGUGCAAGAGGCCAGGAAAUCCUUCUUCUCCGGACACGCCUCUUUCUCCAUGUUCACCAUGCUGUACUUGGCGUUCUAUAUCCAGUCCCGGUUCACGUGGCGUGGCGCCCGCCUCCUUCGCCCAUUGCUCCAGUUCACCUUGCUGAUGAUGGCAUUCUACACCGGCCUGUCGCGUGUCUCCGACCACAAGCAUCACCCCACCGAUGUCCUGGCGGGCUUCGUGCAGGGAGCCCUGGUGGCCUACUGCAUAGUGUUCUAUGUGUCUGACCUGUUCAAGCCAAGGGUCAAAGCAGCCACACCUCCUCCAUCACCCAUCAAGAAGGAGCUGCUGCCCUCAUCUGACAUCAUCGAACGGAACAACCACCACAACAUGGUGUGAGGGAGGUCAUGUCUCUUCCCCCACUUCCUCCUCCUGCGACCGGGCGGCCAAUCAUGACGCUGCCCUGUUUCCCAUUGAACAGUAGAAUGUAGCUGCCGCGCCCCCCCUCCUUAUUCUGGAUCGGGAUGUCCCUUUUGAGACAGCAGGGUCCGCUCAUAUUAUGUUAACUACUACUACUACUACUACAACAGUCUGAAUCUAAUUGGAAGCUAUUAUGAUGAGGAAAAUGACAGGCGGAGCUUGAAGGAGGUAAUCCAAAAAACACAUUCAUGAACAAGGAGAGACCUCCUGCAAAAGGAGAGAAGGAAUUGUAGUGAUGUUUACUCUCUGAAGUCUCUGUGGCCUUGGAGCGGUAACAACUUCCUUAGUGACAGGAAGGAUUUUACUACAGCUAAAUGUAAUUUAAAGCACUGUUAGUUUGUGUGUUUGCUUGUUUGAAAGGUCAUUGUCCAUGAUCACCACUCGCUGCCUGGGGCGCCUCCAAGCCACGAUGCGGUUUUUGAAUGUCACGCCAACUUUUCUGACGUCAGCUUCUCGGGCUUUCCUCCCAGCGCGCUCAGUGUAGCCCAAACACGGGAUGUUGCAUUUCUUAGAUUUAGAUCAAGUCAGGGUGGGUGUGGGUUCUCCAGGCACCUUACCUGUGGGGGGCAUGGCUGUGCCGUGCCUCUCUCUCUGUGUCUGGGGGACAAGGGGGAAGGAAGAGGAUGGGUGGAGCCAUAGUGCAUCACCAUGGAAACAGGGUGAGGAUUGCCACAUCAUGUUGGGAUGUUUGGGGCUCUUCCUGCUGGCAGGGAGGGGCUCCAACGCACCACGAUGGCUCUCAUUAGCAAGGUGUGCGUGUUGUCGUAGUGAAUAUGUGUGUACAGGUGUAUGAACAUUGUGCGCUGUGAGUCGGUUUUGUGUGGCAAAAAACCUGUGUAAGGUGUUGUGGUUCUAAAAACUGUGGAUCUAUAAUGUUUUUUUCCCCAUUGUUACAGCGCCCCCUUUCAGUCAUCACAUUGUUGCACAUCUUCAUCAUUGUAUAGUCCGUCCGAUCACUUCCCGACAUUAUAUCUUGUUGUUUUUAUAUAUAUAUAUAUAAAUAUAUAUAUAUGUAUAAAUAAUGUAUAGAUCACUAAAAAGUAACUGUGUACAUGUUUAGAUAUAUCCACUAUGAUUACAGACCUGUGUUCUUUACAAAGUGCUGCUUGAAAAGCAAUCAGCGGAAAGACUUUUGUAUCUAGAUGAGUCGACCAUUGUAGAUUGUCAUAGUAAGGUUUGUAAUACGCACCCAAUUUUAUUACAUCCCAUAUUAGUAUUUUUGUAUUGUCUUAUGUUUUUUGUACUGAAGAAAUAGCGACAAUGCUGUUUUUUCUGCAAAUUGUACCUAGCUCUACUACAUGUGCUUUGCAAUAAAAAGCUCAUUAAGAACACACAUUGGCUAGGAUUUC
Molecule: messenger RNA, 2670 nt
Organism: Doryrhamphus excisus (bluestripe pipefish)
Lineage: Eukaryota; Metazoa; Chordata; Actinopteri; Syngnathiformes; Syngnathidae
Gene: plpp3
Product: phospholipid phosphatase 3
Biological process (GO): phospholipid dephosphorylation; phospholipid metabolic process; cell-cell adhesion
Cellular component (GO): plasma membrane
Molecular function (GO): phosphatidate phosphatase activity
Source: RefSeq, a predicted model, not a curated record